Messenger RNA from Pteropus alecto (black flying fox), 1224 nucleotides. It is a transcript of the gene BCAP31, whose product is annotated as B cell receptor associated protein 31. The coding region runs from base 130 to 864 and encodes 244 amino acids. Gene Ontology annotation, cellular component: endoplasmic reticulum; endoplasmic reticulum membrane. Gene Ontology annotation, biological process: intracellular protein transport; endoplasmic reticulum to Golgi vesicle-mediated transport. NCBI's taxonomy places the organism in Eukaryota, Metazoa, Chordata, Mammalia, Chiroptera, Pteropodidae. The transcript has 8 exons. The record is from RefSeq and is a predicted model, not a curated record.
CGGCUGCGGGGGAAGGGGCGGGGCCAGGGCCGGAGUGAGAGAGUUUGGCGGCAGUAGCGGGGCGUGUGAGGUGUCGGUGGGAGGCUCGGAAACAAGCUCACUUCUCCCUGUUGGAAAUCCAGCAACAGGAUGAGUCUGCAGUGGACUGCAGUUGCCACCUUCCUCUAUGCAGAGGUCUUUCUCGUGCUGCUUCUCUGCAUUCCCUUCAUUUCACCCAAAAGAUGGCAGAAGAUUUUCAAGUCCCGCCUGGUGGAGUUCGUAGUGACCCAUGGCAACACCUUCUUUGUGGUUCUCAUUGUCAUCCUUGUGCUGCUGGUCAUUGAUGCUCUGCGUGAGAUUCGGAAGUAUGAUGACGUGACAGAGAAGGUGAAUCUCCAGAACAACCCUGGGGCCCUGGAACACUUCCACAUGAAGCUUUUCCGUGCCCAGAGGAAUCUCUACAUUGCCGGCUUUUCUCUGCUGCUGUCCUUCCUGCUUAGACGACUGGUGACUCUCAUCUCCCAGCAGGCCACUCUGCUGGCCUCCAAUGAAGCCUUUAAAAAGCAGGCAGAGAGCGCUAGUGAGGCGGCCAAGAAGUACAUGGAAGAGAAUGACCAGCUGAAGAAGGAAGCUGCUGUCGGUGGCGUUGAGUUGAGUGCCAGGGAGGUGACUUUGGAGUUAGAGACCAGUAACCUGAAGGCCGAUCUGAAGAAGCUGAAGGAUGAGCUGGCUAUAAACAAGCAAAAACUAGAGAAAGCUGAAAACGAGGCUCUGGCCAUGCGGAAGCAGUCCGAGGGCCUGACCAAGGAGUACGACCGCCUGUUGGAGGAGCACACGAAGCUGCAGGUGGCAGUAGAUGGUCCCACGGACAAGAAGGAGGAGUGAGGGCCCCUCCCGCCCGUGGCCUGGCCUGAGCUCGAGCUCGCCACUUCCCGAGAGCCAGGCCUCUCUGGGCACUUGCACUUCCCACCCCUCACACUGCCUACAGUUCAUUGUUCUCCCAGCGCCCCCCAGAGGACCGGGCUCCCACCUACUCAGGAUGCAUUUGUCACCAGCUUGGCUAUCCAGGAGCAUGGUGGGCCCCUGGAACCCUCGUGAUGGGUCUUGCUUCUUGCUGGGCGGAGCCCCUUUUUUUGUUGCACGUUGAUGUUUGGGCUCCAAGUCCCCUUUUCUCUGCUCCUGCAGGAGGGUGGGCGAAGCAGGCAGAGUUUCUGUUGGGGGCAAUAAAGGUUAUUAUGAUGUGUC